Rotaria sp. Silwood2 is the source of this 903-nucleotide messenger RNA. The record is from the annotation of a GenBank genome assembly. Lineage: Eukaryota; Metazoa; Rotifera; Eurotatoria; Philodinida; Philodinidae.
AUGGCCAAUGAAUAUGAAAAAUAUACCAGUACUUUCAAACAAAAAGUUCUUGAAGAAUAUCGUCCUGGAAUUUACGGGUCCGGUUUUAAAUUAUUAGCCAAACGUUUUAAAAUUAAAGGUGGUCAUCAUCUAAUUAUGUGUUGGUAUCAACAAUGGGAUGGUACUGUUCAAUCCUUGAAUGCAAAGCCAAGAACUGGUCGACCACGUACGCUAACAAAUGAAGAAGUAGAACUUGAUGAAAAUCAUUGGAUUGAAAUUGGAAAAUUUCGAAAAUUUUUACAGCAGAUUAGCAAUGAUCGAUUAAUAUUUAUCGAUGAAAUAGCCAUCUAUGGUAUAAUGCCACCUCUUCGAACACUUGUUGCUCCUGGACAUCAAUCAUUUGUUAUUGUUGAUAAACUAUCAGCUUAUGCUGAACGUUUUGAUUUUAUUGGUGCAAUAAAUGGAUCAAAACCAAUAGCUUGUAUGACUUCAACACCUGUGGAUCGUAAAGCUAAAGAUAUUCAAAGUGUAAGAAAAGAAGUAAUACAUGAAUGGAUUGUUAAAUCUUUGGCACCAGCCAUUAAUCGAUUGAAUAUUGAUUAUGUGUAUUUGAUAUGUGAUAGAAGUCGAGCACAUAAUCUGGCAGAGAUGAUGCAAGCAUUUAUUAUGGGUAAAUCUAAAUCAGUUAUAAAUGUCCAUUAUAUGCCAACGGCAUCCGCAAAAUAUAUAUCUCCAUUGGAUAAUCCAAUUUGGCAUUCAUUUAGAGAAACUGUCCGAAUACAGCAUCCAUUGACAAUAUCCAAUCUUCCAUCGAUACUUUCUCGAACCUUUUAUUCAUUGUCAAGAGACCAAAUUAUCAAUGCCUACAGAAAGUGUGCUAUUACCUAUGGAACUGAUGUAUUUUAUGACCAACCUUUCACGUAA